GAUCUAGGUUACACUCAAAUCAUUGAAUUAGCCCUCCUUUCCUUGACACAUUCAAAUGCUACCAAAACUCCCUCUUCUUCCUUGUGUAUAAAUGUGUCAUCUCAUAUUUUGUUUAACUCUCAUAGUGUGGCAUAAAAAUGGAGAAGAAUAGCCAUCUCCCUCUUCUGUUCCUCCUCCUCUCCGCCACAAUCAUUCCGUCCGCCGCCACCCGGCCAACCGCCAUAUACGCCUUCGGCGACUCCAUUCUCGACUCCGGCAACAACAACAAGCUCCUCACCGUCUGCCGCGCCAAUCACAAACCCUACGGAAUCGACUUCCCCGGCCAGAGCCACACCGGAAGGUUCAGCAACGGAAAGCUCCCCGGAGACAUGCUCGUCUCCGCUUUCCGCAUCAAGGAGAUCUUGCCUGCCUACGCCGACUCAACCCUCGACGCCGACGACCUCGACACCGGCGUCAGCUUCGCGUCCGCGUGCUCCGGCCUCCACGACCUGACCGCGGCCGAGGUCGGCGUCCUCAACUUGGACAAACAGUUCCAAAAUUUUGAACAGGCGUUUGUCAAAAUGGAGGAGGGCUAUGUACUCCCUACCUACCUACCAUGA
Molecule: messenger RNA, 599 nt
Organism: Salvia splendens (bonfire salvia)
Lineage: Eukaryota; Viridiplantae; Streptophyta; Magnoliopsida; Lamiales; Lamiaceae
Product: GDSL esterase/lipase At2g40250
Exons: 2
Coding region: 138-599 (153 amino acids)
Source: RefSeq, a predicted model, not a curated record